AUUCUUUUCAAUUGAAUAAUGUAUAGACUACAAAGAGCCUUGACGAAUAGACACAUCCUCAACACUAGUAAGAUAACAUGUGGAAAACACCUUUCUAUGCCUUCAACACCAAAUUCAACUGUUGUGAAACCAAAAUUCUUUUCCAUACGAUACGCAAGUCGUUUGACUGUACCACGACAACAAUUAAAGAACACGGUCUCUAAAGUCUCCACCAAUGCUCUUAGUACCAUUCGUCCUUUUGUUACUGUCGCUGAUAAAACCGUGUAUCAAUCACCUUAUUUGAAUUGGAAGCUCUUUCCUGACUUUGAAAAACUGUUGACCCAAACCGCCCCUGCAGUAGCCAUCCCUGUCUUUCAAGAAUUGCUUACUGACACUCGUACACGUUUUCUAGAACUUGAAAAGUCUUUUGAACCCACUUGGGAAGGAACUAUUGGAAAACUCACUGAACUGGAAAUUCAAGUCUCUCGAGCUUUUGGUAUUCUCUCUCAUUUGAAUGGUGUAAAAAAUUCACCUGAAUUACGUUCUACUUUGGAACAGAUCCAGCCAGAAUUUAUCAAGCUUAGUUUACUGAUGAAUCAAUCAGUUCCAAAAUAUAAGGCACUUGAAGAAUUGAAAAACUCGGCAGAAUGGGAUCAUUUAGAUAGUGUACAACAACGUAUUGUGGAAAACACCCUUCGUGACAUGAAACAUGCUGGUAUUGGUUUCCCUGAAGGUUCUCUGGAAAAGAAACGGUUCAAUGAAAUAUCAGAACGACUUUCUCAACUCUCUCUUGGAUUCAACAACAAUGUACUGGAUGCGACAAAAUCUUUCAAAAAAGUGAUUACGAAUAAAUCUGAUUUGGAUGGAUGCUCAGAUACAUUUUUGGAAACUCUCAAGAAGAAUGCAGUGAUGCAAGGAUUGGGCGAUGAUGUGUAUUGUAUUACUUUGGAUGCUCCUAUCUAUGGUCCCCUAAUGAUGAAUUGUAAUAAUCGAUCUCUCCGUGAAACUAUCUACAAGGCAAAUGUGACAAAAGCAUCUGAAGGUACCCUGAACAAUGAACUCCUUAUCAAUGAAAUACUGACCCUACGACAUGAAAUGGCAAACUUACUUGGUUACAAGACAUAUGCUCAUUUGUCUCUUUCGGUGAAAAUGGCUCAUGACCCUGAAACAGUGGAAAAGUUAUUGGAUCAGCUUUAUGCAUCGUCCUUGGAUCAUGCCAAACAGGAAUUAGUUACUUUGGCCCAAUUUGCCGUCGAUCAUUUACAAUACUCUCCAGAUGAACAUGGUCAAGUCUUGUCUCCAUGGGACACGGCGUACGUAUCGGAACAAUAUAGAAAAUCUUUAUACAAAUAUGAUGAAGAGACUAUCUCAGAAUAUUUUGCUUUCCCAAAUGUCCUACAAGGUUUAUUCGAAGUCACUGAUCAAGUGUUGGGUAUACAAGUACGGGAAUUGACGGCCGAUGAACUGGAACAAAAGAACAUUACUCGUUGGCAUGAUGAUGUCAAGGUCUUUCAAGUGUCCGAACAUGAUCAAGUCAAAGCAUACUUUUAUGGUGAUUUUUACUCGAGACCUUCGGAAAAACGUAGUGGUGCCUGGAUGGAUACUGUCACUUCUCGAUACAAGGAUCAAAAUGGAAAUGUCACCUUACCUGUUGCUUACCUUAUUUGCAAUCAAGCAAGUCCUCAAUCCGCUGAUAAACCAUCUUUGAUGAAAUUUAGAGAUGUGGAAACCCUAUUUCAUGAAUUUGGUCAUGGUCUCCAACAUAUGAUGACUCGUGUUGAUUACGCUGAAGCUUCUGGAAUCAACGGUGUUGAAUGGGAUUUUGUUGAAGUGGCAUCACAAUUCAUGGAAAACUUUUGCAGUGAACCCAAAUGGUUAGAACGGAUGUCAGGACAUUAUCAAACAGGUGAACCUAUGCCAAAGGAUAUGGUGGAUGCUUUGGUUAAAAAUCGACAAUUCUUAAGUGGUAUGGCCAUGUUACGGCAGCUCCAUUUUGCUAAAGUCGACUUGGCUCUUCAUUCAAGUUUCAAACCUCCUUCUACACCUGAUGAACCAACAGUCUUUGAUGUGGAUGCUGAAAUAGCAAAAAUGACAACAUUGGUACCUCGCUUACCUGAAGAUCGAUUUUUAUGCAGCUUUUCUCAUAUUUUUGGUGGUGGUUAUUCUGCCGGUUAUUACUCAUACAAAUACUCUGAAACUUUUUCUGCUGAUGCAUAUGGUGCUUUUGAAGAAGCAGAAAUAAACGGGGAAUCAUUAUCCAAGGUUGGACAACGCUAUCGUGAUACAGUAUUGGCUUUAGGAGGAGGAACUCCACCAAGAGAUGUUUGGGAAAAAUUCCGUGGUAGACGUGAUGUAGAUGUAAAUGCACUCCUUCGUCACUCUGGAUUACAAUAGAUUAUAGAUAGUAACUAAUCAAUAAAAUUGGAUGUAUUUUUAAAGGUGA
This is a messenger RNA of Halteromyces radiatus, 2422 nucleotides long. RefSeq lists its product as uncharacterized. NCBI's taxonomy places the organism in Eukaryota, Fungi, Mucoromycota, Mucoromycetes, Mucorales, Cunninghamellaceae. The transcript is spliced from 8 exons. The record is from RefSeq and is a predicted model, not a curated record. Gene Ontology annotation, molecular function: metalloendopeptidase activity. Gene Ontology annotation, biological process: proteolysis; peptide metabolic process. The coding region runs from base 19 to 2373 and encodes 784 amino acids.